Messenger RNA from Petromyzon marinus (sea lamprey), 3215 nucleotides. RefSeq lists its product as uncharacterized. Lineage: Eukaryota; Metazoa; Chordata; Hyperoartia; Petromyzontiformes; Petromyzontidae. The record is from RefSeq and is a predicted model, not a curated record.
GGGUCACAUCCACCGCGGUGCCAGUCGGUGAGGUACAGAGGGCAGUCGGGAGCGACCCACGGAGGGCCACGCGCAAGCCAGCUCCAGCAUGUUCCUCAAGAUGUUGAAACGCAGAACGUACUCGCUCAUCAAAGACGAGUCUGCGGACAAAUUCAACAACGGCGUGAAGUUGACCAAAUACAAGGCGAUGAGCUUCGUCCAUUCGGCGCCGGGCGGCAUGAAGAAGAACGCUCCUGUACACCUCGGAAGGCCCGCCAUGCCACGACACGAAGGAGCGGUGCGCGGUCGCGUGGCACCGGCAGAAGACGCUGGGGACCGGUUGGAGGCCACCGCUUUGUCAAGUCAACACCCAGAGAUCAGCGGCAGCAGCGGCAUCGGCAGCAUCAGCGGCAAUGGAGACGCUGAAUCUUUUUCUGCCCAAUCCAUUGAAAACGCUGCGCUCGCCCAAGCAAUCGAGCUCCUCUUAGACCAAUGUGGGCCCCUCACCCAGGAGAUAGAGGUCCCAGAAGGUCCGCGCCAGGUGUUCGGUAACCAUCGUCGUGAUCCAGCUCAAGAGGAAGUUGGGCAAAAAUGUAAUGGCGUGGAUCACCGGAUGAAAGCUGUGUGUUCAGAUGAUGUGGAAGUGAGUGUACCAGUGGUUACAUUGCAGUCCACGAACAGUUUAGAAGCACUGGUGGAGGAUGUCAGGGAUUUCACCGCUGCAGGAAAACCUGAAUCUGCAGGUUGUAAGAACAUACAACUGACGUUGAGUUGCCUGUCUGGUCAAACGCUGUGCUGUGUCAAAGACUGCGCUCAUAACGUAGACGCAUCUCCCUGCGCGAACACCGCCAGUCUCGAUGCCUUGCACGACUCGGACAACGAGCACUCCACACUGCAGAUGGCCGUGAGUCAAGAGAGGGAGCUGCCCGCCGCCAUACCCCAGGACGGCGUUCCAACAGCGUCUGGCAAGAAGGCGGUGGCCAGACGACGCUUCUUCAGUGACACCGUCGUCGCAAGCGACGGGCACCGAGUCGGGAAGGCGAAGUCAACGGUGGACGUGGAGCGCGCGCGACACGGCGGCACCGCACGCCCCGGCAGCGGCGACAGCCUUGGCCAGUUUCACCCGGGCCUCCUGCCGGGCCUCCUGCCGGAAGACGACGAGGAAGAGGUGUUUGUGAAGCAUGAGACACGGAGCUCGGUCGCCGAGGUCGCCGAGGUCACCUGCCCGCCAAACUCGUGCCAGGGGAAUUCGUCACCGGUGGAAGGAGGACGGUCUUGGUUCGACGAGCAUCGGGCCCUUGACGAGACGGUGGAAAGCCAAGAGGAUCGCCCAGUCAAGCCGUCCAGGCAGGCAUCGACUCGCCGAGUUACGGGGUUGGAUCACCUGGACCAGCUGUGCUGUCUCAUGGAGAAGAUGGGCCAUCAAAAGGAGGCCAACAAGAGGCUCCAGCAGGAAAACCAGCAGCUUCAGACCGAGCUGCAGGCUCAGAAGUUACAGCAGGAGGCCAUGAGGUCCCGCUGCACAUGCGGAGCGGCCGUGUGGCAGAGGAAGGCAUGGGGCACUGCAAUGCCUGGGCUUUCCUCGCCGGCCCGUCACUCCGUCCACCAGUCCAGCACGACAGUCGCUCGCAUGAGGGUCAACUCCGUGUCGGCCGGGUGGCCGACACGGGAGGCACUCGGAGGGCUGCACCGGCGAAUGGGCUCGCUGAGGGAGGAGCGCACGAGGCUGACACGCGCGCUCACUCUGAGAUCCGACAAACACGGCUGAGAUAGAGCUCCCCCCCCCACGCCUCCUACCGGUCUUCUGCCUGCACACAGGGGUGACGAGCACCUGCCGAGGAUCUCAACCGUGGAGUUGCUUUCUCUUUUGGGGGACAGAAGACGUCUGCACGCAGCGGUGCCACAGCGUCCCGCGACUCCAAGCGACAUUUGACGCGUCGCUCGCAACCGCUCGCCCGCCCCCCUAAAGACAACCUCCGACGUGAAGUCGAUAUUAGGGGAAGGGGAGCGGCAAAGCCGGACUCGGCAGCAGCGAUUGUCUCGCGUAUAGGUCCGCCUCCGUCGCGUAGCUGGGACGAUUUUGGUCAUGUUCAAGUUGGGCCGGUCAGUGUGAAGUCUCCUCUCUGUGUGCGGCAGAUUGGGACGGCGGUGAAGGUUUCUCCUUUGUACGACGCGGCGUGACCACGUGAGGUAUCGCGCGAUUGUACAACCGACGGGCGUGCGAUUUUUUUUACUACGUUCACAGAAUGCGUAUUUGUGCUAUUUAAAACGAAUGCUGCCUUUGAAACAAUUGCAAUUGCGCGCGUUUGCGUGUUUGUUAAAACUGUGACUUUUCGCAACGUGCUGUAUCGACGUUGAUGAUGAAAUAUCCAUCAUAAGCUAACCUUAUAAGCUUAAAUUUUGAUUUAAAGCUUUCGUGACUGCAGUGAUUCAUAUUCUUGGUUCUUUCGGUAAAGUCACGUUGCUUAGUCGCAAAGUUGACGUGAGCGAUUGGAUGGUGGUGGCAGCUAUCAUUGUUGGUGGUCCAGGGCCAUUGAUGUUAAUUAUAUCGUCCGAUGGCAAGAACCAGUCUCAAUCAUAAAGGACGACCGAUGUUGAUGGUGCAGCCUUGUCGGAAGGUGUACAUUUUAUCCAGCACGGAGGGAUAAAAAGGAAAUUUAACUCGGGCUUGUAACUUGGAGAAAUACCCUCAACCGAGUGAGCUCGAACGUAGCUAAUUUCAAAGUGCUGUCCAAACGAGUAUUUGGCAUUGUUCAACAUCCUGCUAACAGCCUUGAGAGCUGGGUUGGGCAUUUCACAUUACCAUGCCAUCUAUAGGCCAACGACUGCCUUCACAGUAGUUCUCAUAUUUUUAUCAACCCCAAACGCGACCACAGGAUGUGCUGGGCCUCCCGCCACAGGGACUUGAAUUUGCAAUCGUCCGGUUGUGGGUUAAGCACUCUUAACUACCGUGUUCGUCGUAAUAACUUAUCGUAUCACAGACCACGUACGAUUUUACUACCAUUUGCUGUAUUCAAGAAUCAGCCACUGGUUGAUAAUUUUUUUACGUUCCAAUUUGCACUAGGGAUUAACUUGGACAUUGUAACUUAACAAUUUAUGGGCAGCAAAUGCCCAUCAUUUUAUGUUGACGGCACUUGAAAAUGUCCAUUUAUGACCAUGGGGUAUUGCAGUAUUGUUAUAUUUUAAAUGCACGGUACUGUAUUUUUGUUGUAAAUAAAGAACUCUGGCAAAUGUCA